AUGCGGUCUGUCGUCGUCAACCGAUUGAGGAUGGCUUCAGAGCAAGAAUGCUCUGCUAGCGCCCAGAGUACUGCGUUUCCAGAUAUUGAUAUUUCUGCUCCUCUUCCCCCUCAUACUUUUGCUGGAAUGGUUGAACGUGAAAUUCUCGAGCGUUUCGAAGCAUCUGAGAUUGAGCGAGUACUGCAAUCAUGGCGGCUGCUAGAUAAAGAUUACUUUCAUAGAGAAUAUGUUGGUGAAGACGGACAGGAGGAAGGAAGCUAUAUGGUCCAGGAGUGCCACUCUUACGUACCAGGAUUGUCCAUUAAACCUUUUUGGAAUCCGGAUGAGUUUGAUUGGACGGCUUACAUCAAGAACAAUUACAAGAAGAUUAGAAAAGAAUUCGAUGCGGUAAAUGCAGACAUGCUUCGAUUACAACAAGAAGGCAGCAAUGUCUGGGCUGGGGCACUGACCGAAGAUGCAGCUGCCUACGGCGAGGGUUGGAAGACACUUGUCUUGAUGGACCGUGGCCGGUGGGCACCAGCGAACGUCCAAUUGUUUCCAAAUACUGCAAAAAUAGUCCAUGAUAGCGGAGUCCCAGCGACAGAAGUUUUCUUUGCUAGUAUGAAAGGCCCAUCCGAAAUCAAAAAACACACAGACUUCACAAAUUUCCUUUGCACUUUUCACCUGGCCUUAGAUAUCCCCGGGGAGAACAAGUGUCGAAUCUCCGUCGGGGAUGAAACACGAGAGUGGACAAACGGUAACGUCUUACUAUUUGAUACGUCGCUGAUGCAUGACGCAGUGAAUGAGAGCGAUGAAAUGAGAUACAUUCUGAUGCUACGGCUGUGGCACCCAGAUUUGACUUCAGUAGAACGGGAAGCGCUGCAGUUUCUGUAUGAUUGCUUGGAGGUUCCGGGUUUGGUGAGUAACGAUCCAGCAGAGAAGUUUAGAGCCACUCAAUCGGUCGAGGCGAUGAAAGCUUUCCCCACUUUGCAGCACGAACCUCGAGGUUUCGGUGGGAAGACUCAAAAGGGCAAGAGAAAGAACAGAGGCAGCGGCAAAGGGUCUGGUGCAUAG
This is a messenger RNA of Cylindrotheca closterium, 1053 nucleotides long. The record is from the annotation of a GenBank genome assembly. Lineage: Eukaryota; Bacillariophyta; Bacillariophyceae; Bacillariales; Bacillariaceae.